GCAGCAGUAACCCGUGUAGACGUCUUGUCUUUCUAGGCAUAUUUCCAUUUCCAAAACUCCCACAACAAUUUUCUCUCACUCCGCCAAACCCUUCUUCACGAAUCACCUGCAACAUUAAUUCUGUCUCUUUCUGAUUCACAUACACAAACACACACACACACCCUCUCUCUCUCUCUCUCUCUCUCUCUCUCAAUGAAAACAAAUUUGAAAGAGAUAUAGUCAGCAGCGUCGUUAUUGUGGUGGUGAUGGCGACGUCGGCAUUCAAAUCAACGUCGAAGAGAAGUCCAAUCGGAUCGAAUUCGAACGGAGAGGAGAAGUCUGGUGGUUCAUCUAACAGGGCUCACCGCAGGUCCAGAAGUCUUAGCCGCUGCCCUUCCGACUUGAGGGGACGAAGUUUCGUGAAUACGGUCAGAGGAUCGGCCUUCCCCGAAAUCACCCUCCUACACGAUCUCGCUAUUGACUUCUUUCCACGAAAUCACUCGACCCAGAACCAGAACCAGAAGGAGAGAGGACGUUCGUCUCGUUGUUCUGAAAUUAGUCCUGCAACCACUGCCACGAUUUCAUCGUCACCGCUAAGGCGUGGAAGGUCGGUGUCCAGACAAACCUCCCAAGUUGAUAGAGUUUCUGGUCGUGGGAAGACUACUUCCGAUGCUAAUUCCAGACGAAAGCGCUCUGUUUCUCUGGUUCCAAGUCAGACUAGUGAUUCUGAGAGUGAUAUAGAUCAUUCUCAGAAUUCUGGCAAACAUGCAAAUAUGAAGAGUUUCGAUGGUGGAAAUAGCCAGAUGCCUUCAUUGCAGAAGCCAACAGUUUCAAGUCAUCGAUGGCUGGGAAGGUCUCCCAGCCAAAAAGAUCUAUCAAAAAACCAUGAUGGCUACUCGAGUCAGUCUUCUGCACUAACUGAUGAUGAAGCAAGAGAUGGUCAUUCUAGUAAAAAUAUGAUUGAGAAGACAAUUCGGGCAGUUUAUGCGCAGGAAAAGGCAGAACAUCCUUCUGGGGAUGAUGUGGAUAGUGGGUUGUAUGAAGCAAUGCGGAAAGAACUUAGAUAUGCUGUUGAUGAAAUCAGGAUGCAACUUGAACAAGCCAUGGAUAGAAAAACCUCUGCUUUAGCAAGUGGCAAUCGUUUGCAGUCAGACAACUCAGAUGUUCUUCAAGCUGUUUCUACAAUCAGAAAAAAUUACUCAACGAAAUUAGAACAGUCAGAAAAGCAUAAACAAGAUCUCUUAGCUGAGAUAGUUUUGGAGGAGCAACGUGGUAGGGAACUGUCUAAAAUUGUGAAAGAAUUGCUUCCUGAUCCAAAGAGCUCUACAAUUGUGGAUAAACCAUCCCGGGCCAGAAAGAGUAAUGACAGAAACAAGGUGUCUAAACGAUUGACUGAAGAGGCAGAGAAAUAUUUUGAGGACUUCAUUUCAAAUGUUGAAGAUACAGAUAUUUCUUCAUUUGAUGGAGAAAGAAGUGAUGCAAGUUCUACUUUAGGAGUAACAAAGACUAGAGAUGCAGUGUCACAUUCUAGGGAAACAGAAACAUUUCAUAGUACAGCAGGAUCUAAUUCUCUUCCUGUUGAAAUGGAUGGUGUUAUUCUGCCUUGGUUGCAGUGGGAGACCACUAAUGAUGGUUCCCCUCUUCCAUCCAAGAAUAAGAGAGAGCUUCCUGUGACUCCAAAAAGUAUCUUGUGGGAUGCAAAUCAGGGAGAAAUUUCAGCACAUGAUCCAAGUUGUCAUUCCACUAGCAGUCAGUGGAGUUGGAGCCCAGGAAUGGAUUGCUCUUCACUAAGUACUAGAGAAGGUACCGGAAGCAUACCCAAAGAACUUGGAAGUCACCAAAGGUCAGAAUUUGACAUGGCAAAGUAUCUUAAGCUUGAAAAAGAGGAAGAUCUUCUAUUUGAGAGGUGGAGAGAACAAAAUAGAAUCAAUUGGGGUGGUUUGUUGCUUUGUAGCAAUGCCUUUAUUUAGUCAUUAUUAUUAUUACAUUUUUUUAAAAGAAAAUGGUUCACCUCAUCUUUAAAUACAGUUAAAUUUUGUAAAGAAACAGUGAUCGACUAUAAUUCUCAGGGCAGUAAUUAUUUUGUUUCUCUCUCUAGUUUA
Molecule: messenger RNA, 2081 nt
Organism: Camellia sinensis
Lineage: Eukaryota; Viridiplantae; Streptophyta; Magnoliopsida; Ericales; Theaceae
Source: RefSeq, a predicted model, not a curated record